UGGUGGUACUGGUGGUGAUAAAGAAAAGAAAAAAAGAGGAGGAUCUAAACGAAGGAGAGAUAGUGUUGCAUCAGGAGGAUCUGGUGCAAGUGAUAAAAUUGCAUCAAAGAAAGGCCGUUCAUCUACAAGUAAUAAAAAAGGACCCAUGUUAUCAUCUAAACAGAAACUUAGAGUUGUAUCCAAAGCAACUAUAUCUACUAGUGAGGAUGAUAGUAGCGACGGUGAAGUAAAAAAACGAAUUUCUGGCCAUAGUUCGAAGAAUGCUAGAUCACGUUCAAGCUCAGAGUCUCGUUCUCGCUCACGUUCCGGUAGCCGUAAAUCCAGAAGUCCAUCAAGAUCUCGGUCUGGUUCACGUAGUAAAUCUCGAUCUCGAAGCCGUUCACAUUCUGGCAGUCGAUCACGUUCAGGAAGUCAUUCGCCUUCACGAAGUCAUUCGAGAUCGAAUAGCCGAUCUAGGUCUCGCUCAGCAUCUGGCAGCAAAUCACGUUCACAAUCUCGUAGUAAAUCAAGAUCACCAGCUCGAUCAAAAUCUGGUAGUCGUUCUGCUUCUAAUUCACCAGCUCAUUCAGGAAGUAGAUCUGCAUCCAAUUCGCACUCCAAAUCUGCCAGCAGAUCUCCUUCUAGAUCUAGGAGUAGAUCGGGUUCUAGAUCCGGCUCAGCUUCACCAGCUACGUAA
Molecule: messenger RNA, 676 nt
Organism: Macrosiphum euphorbiae (potato aphid)
Lineage: Eukaryota; Metazoa; Arthropoda; Insecta; Hemiptera; Aphididae
Source: the annotation of a GenBank genome assembly